Schistosoma bovis is the source of this 5307-nucleotide messenger RNA. NCBI's taxonomy places the organism in Eukaryota, Metazoa, Platyhelminthes, Trematoda, Strigeidida, Schistosomatidae. The record is from the annotation of a GenBank genome assembly.
AUGCGAGAAUUCGGUUUAUAUUCGUUUGUUCGACCUGGAUUAAUAUCACUUUCUCUCGUAUCAUUUAUCAUUGUUAUGCAUUAUGAACGCAAACGAAAUACACCAAACUCUGGUGUAAGCUUUUACUAUUUAUUGUUGUUAAAUUUUGUUUGGAUAUGCUGUUGCUGGAAUCACACUAUUCACUACAUAAAGCAUUUACAGAAUUCUACGAUGUUGUUCACAACAGUCAAUAAUACCUCUGUUAUCCCUAACAAUAAUAAUAAUACUACUACUACUACUACACUUCCUCUUCAUUCAACUAUACGAAACAAAGAGAAUUUUCUUAACAUUUUAGAUUAUAUCAAUUUACUUAUCUCUUUCAUUAUUUUCAUAUUGAACUAUCUUUCAGAGCAUUUAACUAAUCAUAUAGAAGUGAAUUACAGCGAUGAAAAUGUAGAAAUACAAAAUUUACAAGCAAAAUCUCCUGAGAAUGACUGUUCGUACUUGUCACGUAUAACCUACUCAUGGUUCACAAGUUUAAUAAUCAAAGGAUUUCGUAAACCUGUUGAAUUUAACGAUAUAUGGCGAUUAGAUUCACAGCAUUUAUCAGCCAAUGUAUCAAAGAUAUUCUUAACUAACUUGGACAAAUAUUUAAUACCAAAUAAAUCAACUAAUAAUUAUCUUGAAAAACGUCGUGCUUCUAUGGGAAAUAAUAUACAUCAUGGUACUAAUGAUUCAUCCGAUAGUGAAUUUCGACGUAGAUCAGCACAAAGUAUUCUUGGCUUUGGUAUUCCACAACAUAAUAAACAUUUAUAUAAAUCUGGAUUAACAAAUACCUAUUCAGAUGAGAUGAAUAUAAGAAGAGCUAGUGAAGGUAUUGCUUUAUUGAAUAAUAAUAAAACAUCACUUCAAAGUAACAAUAAUGAUAUUCAUCCUGAAACUGAUUUAAACCUUAAAACUCAUCAAAAUGAAUCAUUACAAUCAAUUGAUAAUCGAAUGGAUUCAACAAAUCAUGAUUUACCAUCCAGUACUAUUAUAGGUUUUUCCAAAGAUCAACCAACACGUCGAUCUGUACGUAUACAUGUUGGUACUAAACCAGAAUAUAUACCGGAAUUAUCAGAGAUAAAUACAGAUUCUGCAAGUUAUACACCGAUAAAUGAAAAUUCCGAAUUCUUUAUGAAAGAGAUCGAUCAUAAAUCACCUAUCGAUGAUCAAUCAAACAAUCAUCUAAUUAAAGGGAAAACUGUUACUACAAAUGAUGAAUUAAAUAAAUCGAUUGAAAUCAAUCAAAUUAAUCCAGUAAUGAUGAAAUCAUCAUCCUCAUCCUCAUCCUCAUCCUCAUCAUCUUCAUUGUCAUCAUCAUAUCUAUGUCAUUGUUUCUCUAUUAUUUGUAUUCAUAAAAUGAAAUUUAGUUUAUUAUAUGCAUUAUUGAAAACUUAUGGGAAAACAUUAUUAUGGUCAGCAUUUUUAAAAUUUUUAUAUGAUAUAUUAGUAUUUGUUAAUCCAUUAUUAUUAAAGUUAUUAUUGAAUUUUCUACAAAAUACUCAAUCAGAACCAAUAUGGCAUGGUUAUUUAUAUGCUAUAGCAAUAUUUAUUGAUACAUCUGUACAAUCAUUAAUAUUACAAAGUUACUUUCAUAUUGUAUUCAAACUUGGUAUGAAUAUUAAAACAGCAAUUACUGCAGCUGUAUACAGAAAAAGUCUACGAUUAAGUAAUAAAGCUCGAUAUCAAUCAACUACUGGACAGAUUAUGAAUUUAAUGUCAUCUGAUGCACAACAAUUUGUUCAAUUAAUGCCAUUUAUAAAUAUUCUAUGGUCAGGACCAUUUCAAAUAACAAUUGCUAUGGUAUUUCUAUGGAGAGAAUUAGGACCUUCUGUAUUGGCUGGUGUCGGUGUUCUAUUGUUACUUUUACCACUUAAUGUUUUGGUAGCACGUCGAUCAAAAAUUUUUCAAGAAAAGAAGUCUUCAUGUGCAGAUAGUCGAAUCAAGUUUAUUAACGAAUUAAUGAAUGGGAUACGAGUAUUAAAACUUUAUGCUUGGGAACCAUCAUUUAUGAGAGAAAUUGGUCGUAUUCGAGAUCAAGAAGUUAAAUAUUUACGAAAAUUCACAUAUCUUCAGUCUUUAUCAUUUUUAUGGCAUUGUACACCGUUUUUUGUUGCUAUUUCUAGUUUUGGUGUAUAUAUAUUAACAUCGGAUAAGAAUAUAUUAGAUGCCCAAAAAGCUUUUGUUUCAUUAUCUCUAUUCAAUAUACUUCGUUUUCCAUUAUUUAUGUUUCCAAUGAUUAUAAGUAAUUUAGCACAAUGUUAUGUUUCUAUUGGUCGUUUGACUAAAUUUUUGGCUCAUACAGAACUUGAUAUGGAAUCUUAUUCAAAAGAGGAUACACCUGGUAUAGCUGCAGUAGUUGAACGUGGAGUAUUUGGUUGGGAUCCAGAUGAGGAACCAACUUUAACAAACAUUUCUAUUCAAUUCCCUGAAGGUCAAUUGACAACAAUUAUGGGUAGUGUAGGUUCAGGUAAAUCAAGUUUAUUACAUGCAUUACUUGGUGAUAUGGAAAAUUUCAAUGGUCGAGUUAAUGUUAAAGGUACUGUAGCUUAUGUACCACAACAACCAUGGAUAUUUAAUGCAACAUUACGUGAUAAUAUAUUAUUUCAUCAUUCAUAUGAACCAAUUAAAUAUCAACAAGUAUUACAUGCAUGUAAUUUAAUCCCAGAUCUUGAUUUAUUACCUAAUGGUGAUAUGACUGAAAUUGGUGAUAAAGGUAUUAAUUUAUCAGGUGGACAAAAACAACGUGUCAGCCUAGCUAGAGCAUGCUAUGCUGAUGCUGAUGUUUAUUUGUUAGAUGAUCCAUUAUCAGCUGUUGAUGCACAUGUUGGUUUACAUUUACUGAAAUAUGUAUUAAGUCGUUCCAACGGUCUACUUGCUUCUAAAACAUGUAUUCUUACUACACAUAGUCCAAAAGCUUUACCAUUCUCUGAUCGUGUUGGUCUAAUGUCUGAUGGUCAAAUAAUUGAAUUGGGUAAUUAUCAACAAUUGAUACAUUCAAAUACUAGUCGUUUAUCUGCAUUUUUAAUAACAGCUAUACGAGCUGAGUCAGAAGUUCAAUCAAAUUCAUCGAAAGAAUUGGUAGAUUGUUCAACGGAAAAUUUAAAAAAAGAAUUCCUUGAACCAAGUUGUUUCCUACCUUUUGAAUCAUCUCCAGUAUCUGAACAUCAUCAUAAAAGUUCCACAGAAACAUUGAGUAUAGAUAAUCAUAAUGUUGUCGGACAAUCGAGUUUUACUUCAACAGCAUUAUCUCGAAGAUUAGACAAAUCAUCGAUAAUUGAGGUUAGUGACACUGAGGAUACCGUAAAAGAACAAGAGCAAAAAACUAUUCAACCAAUGAGUCAACCAGAAAAAGUUCUCACUGGUCGAAUUCAAUUUCAAGUCUUUUUAAUUUAUAUAAAAAAUAUUGGACUACUUUAUAGUUUAUUAGUAUUAUUAUUUUAUCCAUUAAAUCAUUUAUUAUCAUUGGGAACAAAUUUAUGGUUAGCUGAUUGGUCAAAUGAUGCAAAAAUAAAUCAAUAUAAUUUAUCUUUUAAUAAUAAUAAUACAUCUGAACAAUUUUAUUCCCAACGUAAUUAUAGAUUAUCAAUCUAUGGAUUAUUUGGUACAUUACAAGUUUUAUUCGCAAUGUUAUCUAUAUAUACAUUAUCGAUCGGUCAUUUAGGAUGUGUUAUACGAUUACAUAGUCGAUUAUUAAGCUAUGUAUUACAUGCUCCAGCUACAUUUUUCGAUUUAGUUCCUCAUGGUCGAAUUGUCAAUCGUUUUUCACAAGAUAUUGCAACAUUAGAUAAUCCAGUAUUGGUUUCAUUGAAUAGUACAUUAAAUUGUGUACUAACAUGUUUUUUAACAUUAUGCCUUGCUUGUACACUUAAUAUAUACAUGAUUAUUCCAAUUUGUUUAUUAACAAUUAUCUAUUUAUAUAUACAGAAUUUAUAUGUGACUACAUCUAGACAAUUGAAACGUUUAGAAUCAAUUAGUUUAUCACCGAUAUUUUCACAUUUCUCAGAAACUUUAUCUGGUGUUGAUAGUAUUCGAGCAUAUAAAUUAAUUGAAAUCUAUAAAACGAUUAGUUCAACUAGACAAGAUUUAAAUAAUUCCGCUGUUUAUGCUUCAAUUAUAUCACAAAGAUGGCUUGCAGUUUUAUUAGAACUUGUUGGUAAUUCAGUGAUAUUAGCUGUUGCUAUCCUAUCAGUUGUUGCUCAAGGUUAUUUAUCCGCUGGUUUCUCUGGUCUUGUUAUUACUUAUGCAUUAAAUUUAAAUCAAACAUUAAAUUGGCUUGUACGUAUGUUCUCAGAAUUAGAAACAAAUAUUGUAUGUAUAGAACGAAUACAUGAAUAUUCUUCCAUUGAACAAGAGGCACCAUGGGAAUUAGAUUGUAGUUAUUUACCAAGUAAUUGGCCUGAAGGUAUCAUUGAAUUUAUUAAUUAUGGUACAAAAUAUCGAUCUGAAUUAAAUUUAGCUUUAAAAUCAAUUAAUUUUAAAGUAGAUAAAGGGGAAAAAUUGGGUAUUGUUGGUCGAACUGGUUCGGGUAAAUCUUCUCUAGUACUUGGAUUAUUCCGUAUGCUUGAAGCAGCUGAAGGUCAAAUACUCAUUGAUGGUUAUGAUAUAUCAAAAAUUGGCUUACAUGAUUUGAGAAAUCGUUUAACAUUAAUACCUCAAUUAAUAGAGAGAGAGAGAACAACAAACAAACAAUUUGUUGUUGUUUAUUAAAUUGCAAGGACGAAAAGCGAAUGUCUGACGCUUUAAACGGGUUGUCGGAUACAGAGGGUCCACCUAGGGGAAUUGGAACACUGAUUUCAAACAAAUGGUGUACAUGAGUUACAGGAUCCUAAAGAAACAGAAGGCGUAUGAACCUAUGGUUGGUGACCGGCUACCAUUGGACUGCAUCUCCUUACGUUGCUUCACUGCCUUGUGGAUUAGACAUUUAGGUUGAAGUCUUCGGGUGUGACCCCCUAAAAAAUACAUGUGCUUCAGUUUGGGCACCCGAGCAGUAUAAUAGCCCACAUACUCAGAUUAAGUGACUUUUGUGGCGCAUAUGUAUUGGGUGCCUUCUUGUACCAAUAUUUAUAUGCUUAAAUAAAUACAAUUCACGAUAUUAAUUCAUCUUUUUAUGAUCAUUUAAAUUGUUUGGAUGUAAUGAUUGUAAGACUAUGAAAGAGAGAGUAUUUAUGUAACAGGUUAAAUGUACGCUUAUAGAUAGGGUAUAAAUCAUUGACUGAAGUUUUCUGGACAACAAUUGUAAAACAAAAAGCACUAAACACAUAUUUUGUCGUCGUUCUCGACUUA